This is a messenger RNA of Clunio marinus, 1383 nucleotides long. NCBI's taxonomy places the organism in Eukaryota, Metazoa, Arthropoda, Insecta, Diptera, Chironomidae. The record is from the annotation of a GenBank genome assembly.
GUUUCAUGAAUGGAGGCUGAUUCACUAUAAAACCAUCGACAACAUCAGUGAGAAUCAUCAGUUGAAUUUGCUCGGUUGGUGCAGUGAGACAUCAUCUCUUGGAUUAAACUUAUUUAUAUUUCUUUUUAUUCGUGAUUUGCGUCAUAAUUGUUGAGUAUUAAACAACAUGAGAAGUUUUUUGAUAUUGUCAGUGAUGGUUGCUGGUGCCUUUUGCGCACGUUUGGAUAACACUUAUAUUCCACCUGCAAACGCACAUUCAGCUGGUGGAUAUAACUUAGAAGCACCAAAACAAGCUCUUGCUUCAAGUGCCCAGAAUGUUUAUGCAUCUCCAACUGGAGUUCGCACACAAUAUCAAGGACAGCAAGGAUUAAACCAUGGAACAUUCACAUCCGUUUCAAGCGGUAAAGGAUUCCAAUCAGUCUCUGCUGGAUCUUACAGUGGAAAUGCAGCUCAACCACGUCCAUUCCAACAACAACAACAAACAUACAAACAACAAUCUUAUCAACAACCAGCCCAACAACAAUACAACUAUCAACAAUCCCAAAGUGGAUACAAUCAGGCUAGCACAACACCAAUCCCAAUUUUGAAAUUCGUGAACGAACCUCAUCAAGGUGAUGGCAAAUAUCGUUUCGAAUAUUUGACUGGAAAUGGAAUCAUGGCUCAAGAAGAAGGAUACUUGAACAACCCACAAGCUCAAUACCCCGACUACCCUGAACAAGUCGCUGUUGGAAGCUACAGUUACACUGCACCAGACGGACAACAAAUCGCUCUCUCAUACAAAGCUGAUGCCAAUGGUUUCCAACCAGAAGGUGCCCAUUUACCAACACCACCAAGUCUUCCAGCAGAAUACUACGAACAAGUUGAACUCCAAAAGAAAGUUGCCGCUGAAAUCGAAGCCGAAGGCCAACGUAUCCUUCAACUUCAAGCUGAGCUCUCCCGUAACCAACCACAACAGAAUCAAUAUCAACAACAAGGUCAACGAGGACAGUACUCGCAUCAACAACAAUCUCAUAAUAACUACAACGCACAAGCUUCAAGCAAUGUCUAUCAACAACAACAAUCCCAUCAAGGUUACAGUCACAAUGCCCAACCUAUUGGCGCUGGAAAACCCCAACAACAAUAUCUUCCACCACAACACCAAGGCUAGAAAUGAGCAUGAAAUUAGGCAAAUUUUCUCAUUCGAUAAAAAGAAGAAAAAUCAUAGUUCCACCCUCUCAUGACUCGUGAAUAUAUUUCCAUAAAACAUUGUCAAUUUUUCACCGACAGAAAAAAAUCAUAAAAAAACGAAAAGAAUGAAAAUAAAAAUGCGAAAAUUGUAAAUUAUGUAAAAAAGAAAAGAAAGUUAUUCGUGAAUGAAAUUGGUCCUAAAGCAAUUGAAAUUCU